CGCUCCGAUUUAGACUCGAAUGAUCGAAAGAAAUCGUCGAUUUCCUUCGAGAACCGCUCUGCCUCGUCAAUUCCAUAUGAAGACGAAGAUCGAGUUGGAUCAUGUAAAGAUUCAAGAUCCAAAUCCAACUCCGAACUGAACCUGUGAUUCUGAAACUUCGAAGCAUUUUCAUUAUCGCGCGCCCUAGAAGCCGCCAUUGGAAGUCCUUUCCGCGAUGAUUUCAACCCUAAACUUUCGGUCAGAACCUUAAUUUCGUCCAUUUCGUGCGAAUCGGAUUAUAGUCCGAACAGAAAAUGAGUUGCAGAAGAAAUGGAAAUGGCGGAUGCGAUGCAAUGCAAUAAUCAAGUAGCAGAAAUGGAAGAAGAAGCAUAAAAGAUAGUUUAAUAUCCAUCUAUACAUUGUGCAAAACGUCGAAGAGAGAACCAGGCUAAGUAAAUGACUGAAGCUUACCGAUUGACUUCGUCAUGCAGAACUGGUCGCUGCCUUCGUUUCGACUCCGGAACCACCGUCUCGUAGACCAAAUCUUGGCGGCAAUGCUUCAAAACCGCCCUUUCGACACCCACAUCCAUUGUGCAGCCACUACUUCCUCCACCCGCCACCAGCUUUGGAGUUCGGAGUCUGUUUCCGAUGUUCUACGGUCAGUACCUCGUUUAUUUUUUCAAACAACUCGAUCCAUUGGUAUCCAAAAGGGAUUUCGGCAUCGCGCUCCUCUCAAGCAAAGGAAAUUGAAAGAGGAGGCAUACAAGUUUCAGAACAAUGUGCUUGUUCUUGGCCCGGCUGCUCACAGGGAUCCUCUCAAAGUCGAGCUUGGAUUGAAUAAAGCGUUGGAGUUUUUCUAUUGGGUCGAAACCCAUUUUGGAUUUCAACACGACGAAAUGACUUGCCGAGAGAUGGCUUGCGUUUUGGCUCGAGGGAAUAGAUCGAUGCGUCUUUGGAAUUUUUUUAAGGAAAUGUCCAGGAGAGGCAGUGGGCUUAUUACUACUGCGACCAUAACCUGUUUGAUAAAAGUCCUAGGAGAACAGGGAUUAGUGAAUGAAGCGCUUACUGCAUUCUAUAGGAUGAAACAGUUUCACUGUAAGCCUGAUGUUUAUGCUUAUAAUACUGUUAUUAAUGCUCUGUGCAGAAUUGGGAAUUUCAAGAAGGCUAGGUUUUUGUUGGAGCAAAUGGAGUUGCCCGGAUUUAGAUGCCCACCAGACAUUUUCACGUAUACAAUUCUGAUUAGUUCUUAUUGUAAAUACAGCUUGCAAACUGGUUGCAGAAAGGCCAUUCGAAGGAGGCUGUGGGAAGCUAAUCACUUGUUUAGAAUCAUGUUAUUUAAGGGCUUUGUACCUGAUGUUGUUACCUACAAUUGUUUGAUUGAUGGAUGUUGCAAAACAUACCGAAUCGAGCGGGCAUUGGAAUUGUUUGAGGAUAUGAACAAGAGGGGUUGUAUUCCUAAUCGUGUUACGUAUAAUUCUUUUAUCAGAUACUAUAGUGCUGUGAACGAGAUUGAUCAAGCAAUCAAGAUGUUGAGGAUGAUGCAAAAGAUGAACCAUGGAACUGCCACAUCAAGUUCUUAUACUCCUAUUAUUCAUGCUCUAUGUGAAGCAGGAAAGGUAAUUGAGGCCCGUGAUAUCUUCCUCGAGUUGCUCGAGGGAGGCUCUGUGCCUAGAGAAUAUACGUAUCAGUUGGUAUGUAAUCUGCUGAACUCAGCAGGUGAAGCUAGUUUACUAGAUGAAGAAGUGCAUAAAAGAAUAAGACAUGGAAUAGAAAAUAGGUACAGGGAAGUAGAUAAAGUAAAGCUCGUUAUGUCGAGGAAAGGAUACUGAUGCCCGUAAUGAGCAAAGACAAUAGCUGGACCUUUCACAGUGGAUGAAAACAGGGUUUUACGGUCGACUAUCUCCUUAUCCACCUGCGUAGCCGAUCGUGACAAUAUAUAAUUGCACGGGAUUAUUUAGUCUAACAUUUCCAUGAUGAACAGCUCACAGGAAAGCAUCAUUGGCUACAAAGAAUCCUCAUGGGGUUUCUUGCAAGAAUUUUUCUUGGUAAAUACUCAGAGCAUAUAGACUGUUUGACACUCUCGAACGUCGUCAUGUUGUCCUUCUAGUUGUUUUAUUCGCUCUUUUUGCUGCCCGUAAUAGUGGUGAGUUUGACCUUGCAAAUAAGGAAGCCAACAAUGUAAUUGCAUAGGGAUAUCCAAUGGUUCAGACGUUUUCACAGAUAGAACGGAAGGCCCAUCAUGCAACAAGCUUGUUCGGGCCGAAGCUGAUAAGGUUACUGCUGUUAAUUUACAGGUUUUAUUCCUUUUUGCUCAACUUGAAUUCUGCUGUGAUUGUGCAUCAGGUUGGAUAUGUUUGUAGUUUUAGUUGUGUAGUUUACAGUGUAUAACAUAACAUCAAAUCAAACAGAUAGACCAUUUCUAUUAACCUGUUAGGCAUAAGCUGUCACAGAAAUACCGUUGUGCAAAUAUUGGAUACUCUAGGGAUGCUUUCCAACUGUGCUAGUUCAUUUAUGCAUAUUUUUUUAAUUAGACC
Cucurbita maxima (winter squash) is the source of this 2513-nucleotide messenger RNA. Its product is annotated as pentatricopeptide repeat-containing protein At1g77405. Bases 465 to 1808 code for a protein of 447 amino acids. Gene Ontology annotation, molecular function: protein binding. The record is from RefSeq and is a predicted model, not a curated record. The transcript is spliced from 5 exons. Lineage: Eukaryota; Viridiplantae; Streptophyta; Magnoliopsida; Cucurbitales; Cucurbitaceae.